Molecule: messenger RNA, 1811 nt
Organism: Rhodamnia argentea
Lineage: Eukaryota; Viridiplantae; Streptophyta; Magnoliopsida; Myrtales; Myrtaceae
Product: pyruvate kinase 1, cytosolic-like
Exons: 16
Coding region: 157-1740 (527 amino acids)
Biological process (GO): glycolytic process
Cellular component (GO): cytoplasm
Molecular function (GO): magnesium ion binding; potassium ion binding; pyruvate kinase activity
Source: RefSeq, a predicted model, not a curated record
AAAAUCGAGUCCCGCUAUUAAUAAUGCUCGAGAUCGCUGAUCGCGUAGAGUCAUUCGAAGAGUGCGCGCGAUCACCGUGGACGAGCUUCAGCUUCAAUCCUCCUCCGUAUCGCCAUCGCGAUUCCGCUUGCCGCGGCCGUAGAAGACUGUCGGAGAAUGCACGCCAACAACUUGCUUCUCGAGGAGCCUAUAAGGAUGGCUUCGAUUCUGGAGCCGUCGAAGCCUACAUUCUUUCCAGCAAUGACGAAGAUAGUGGGGACUCUCGGUCCAAAAUCACGAUCAGCCGAUAUAAUCUCUAGCUGCUUGAAUGCUGGAAUGUCUGUGGCACGAUUUGAUUUCUCUUGGGGCGAUGCUGAAUUCCACCAAGAAACAUUGGAAAAUCUGAAGGCAGCUAUUAAGAGCACGAAAAAGCUAUGCGCAGUUAUGCUUGAUACAAUCGGCCCAGAGUUGCAGGCAGUGAAUAAGACGGAGCACCCCAUUCCCCUUGAGGCAGACACAUUACUUGUCCUAACACCAGAUCAAAACAAAGAGGCCACUUCAAAUCUCUUACCAAUCAACUUCACUGGACUCUCAAAGGCAGUGAAAAAGGGAGACACUAUAUUUAUUGGCCAGUAUCUGUUCACAGGAAGUGAAACCACUUCUGUGUGGUUGGAGGUCACAGAGGUCAAUGGUGAAGAUGUGGUUUGCAUCAUAAAGAACUCUGCUGUGUUGGCAGGGUCUCUAUACACUCUCCACGUCUCUCAAAUUCGCAUAGAUUUGCCUACACUUACUGAUAAAGAUAAGGAGGUCAUUAGCACAUGGGGUGUCCGAAACAACAUAGACUUUCUCUCACUUUCAUACACUCGACAUGCUGAAGAUAUUCGUCAUGCUCGUCAGUUCCUGUCUAAAUUGGGUGAGCUCCAUCAGACUCAAAUUUUUGCUAAGAUAGAGAACGUUGAGGGUCUAAAUCACUUUGAUGAGAUCCUCCAAGAAGCUGAUGGCAUCAUAAUAUCUCGUGGAAAUUUGGGGAUUGAUCUACCUCCAGAGAAGGUAUUUCUCUUCCAGAAGGCCGCUGUUUACAAAUGUAACAUGGCUGGGAAGCCGGCGGUCGUCACUCGUGUUGUUGACAGCAUGACUGAUAACCUGAGGCCCACCCGUGCUGAAGCGACUGAUGUUGCCAAUGCCAUUUUGGAUGGAAGUGAUGCUAUUCUUCUUGGUGCGGAGACACUGCGAGGAUUAUACCCUGUGGAGACCAUUUCAAUUGUCGGAAAGAUAUGUGCUGAGGCAGAGAAAGUCUUCAAUCAAGAUUCUUAUUUCAAGAAGACUGUCAAAUGUGUGGGGGAGCCAAUGAGCCACUUAGAGUCCAUUGCUUCAUCUGCAGUGCGUGCUGCCAUCAAGGUGAAGGCCUCAGUAAUUAUAUGCUUCACUUCUUCAGGAAGAGCUGCGAGGCUAAUUGCAAAGUAUAGGCCCACAAUGCCAGUGAUCUCUGUGGUCGUUCCUCGACUCAAGACCAAUCAGCUGCGAUGGACUUUUAGUGGUGCCUUCGAGGCAAGGCAAUCUCUUAUUGUCCGAGGCCUAUUUCCCAUGCUUGCUGAUCCUCGACAUCCUGCCGAGUCUACAAGCGCAACGAAUGAAUCAAUUCUGAAGGUGGCUCUGGACCACGGGAAGGCGUCAGGUCUCAUAAAGGCUCAUGAUCGCGUAGUCGUCUGCCAAAAAGUGGGCGAUGCCUCAGUGGUCAAGAUCAUUGAGCUUGACGAUUAGGAUCGUCCCACUUUUCUUAACUCGAUCUUUUUCCCACUGCUCCUUUUGAACCCUUUUGCGUAAUCUAAUGU